ACAUACCCUAUAGGGUGUACAGUAUAUAUACCUACAGGACACUCGUGAAAUCCUUAAUCCUGAUGUAUAAUAAAUGAGGCACAAUGUUGACUUAACCAAGGAAACGAAGUGUAUACCGGAAUAGUAGUUUUUAUAGUGAAUUGUAAAGUAUUCGAUUACGUUGUAAUCGAAAGAUAACUAAAAUUGAAGUCAUGGGGCAACCUGAACUAGAGAAAAUUAGUAAGGUCACGGGCGAGCAUCCCACUGGCAACGAGAAUAUGGAUAUCUCCGACUUUUUCCGGCAACAUAUCCUAGCCGAAAUCGUCAUCCUGACGUGGAUUUUUUUCUUGUGGGAAUUUUAUCUCUCCUACCGACAGCGAAGGUUGAUGAAAAGGUUGGUCCAAAGACCCAGCAUUUUAGAUAAUUUGAUAUCAGAUGAAGAGUAUCAAAAAUCACGGACAUAUGGACUGGACAAGAACACAUUUGGGAUCAUUGAAGAUCUGUACUCCAACAUUAUUUAUACGAUUUUCAAGAUAAGCUGGGGUGUUUAUAUAUGCUGGAACUAUGGUGCUGAUUUAAUUGAAUUAAUUGGUCUGAAUCGAAACAGCGAAAUUUAUGUAACAGCUGGCUAUCUAGUCAUUACAACAAUUUUUUCGACUGUAGUUGGCCUACCUUGUACUAUUUACAACACCUUUGUAUUGGAACAAAAACAUGAAUUUAAUCAACAAACGCCACUGUUUUUUAUUAGGGACCAAAUCACCAAAUUCCUUGUGGGACUUGUAAUCACUGUGCCAUUAACAUGUGGUAUUGUUUGGAUUGUUAAAAAUGGUGGUGAUUUCUUUUACAUCUACGUAUGGCUUUUCUGCGUUGUUAUGUCACUUGUUCUUAUGAUGAUCUAUCCCGAAUUUAUUGCUCCUUUGUUCGACAAAUACACACCACUGCCCGAGGGUAAUCUAAAAGUUGAAAUUGAAAAGUUGGCUGCAAGUCUUGGAUUUCCUUUGUACAAGCUCUACAUUGUCGAAGGCUCACGACGAUCGACUCACAGCAACGCUUACCUCUAUGGUUUUUAUAAAAACAAGAGAAUUGUACUAUUUGAUACUCUUGUUGCCGAGUACCAAAGAAAGAAGCUAGAAGAAGAGGAGAAAGCGGAGAACGAAAAAGCUAGUAAUGAAAACCCUAGUGAGGAUAUCAAAGAAGACACAAAAGUGAUCAAAGAAAAAAAAAUCAAAGGUUGUGAAACUGACGAGAUCAUUGCUAUUCUGGGACAUGAACUCGGACAUUGGCAUUACAGUCACGCUAUCAUAGGGUUCAUCUUUGCUCAGAUUGCUCUAUUUGUCAACUUUAUAUUAUUCAGCUUCCUAAUGGAUUACACACCGCUUUACGAGGCUUUUGGCUUUACUAACAGCAAACCAGUUAUCGUGGGACUUACAGUGGUUGUAACAUAUGUUCUUGCUCCAUUGAACUCGCUGCUGGGCUGGCUAAUGACGAUGGUGUCACGGAGGAACGAGUUCCAGGCCGACGCGUUCGCCCGGCGCCUCGGCUACACGGACGCCCUCGGACGCGCCCUCGUCAAGCUCUUCAAGGACAAUUCGAGCUAUCCCCUCUACGACUGGCUCUACAGCAAUUGGCACAACAGCCAUCCGCCUCUGCUCGAGAGACUCGAUGCCCUCAAGAAGGACGACUAAAUGCGAAAGAGGAGAUGACGAUGACGAGGAGGAGGAGGAGGAGGAGGAGGAGAAAAAAAGUGGAACACGAGCUCUCGCACCGAGAAAGCGUAAGCUGCGCUCGUGCGACUCCCACGUGACGCGUUUGGCUUUUUUUCGUUGAAGGCCUGUCAUCUCUGUGUAUAUAACGUGUUUAUGUAAGAGUGAGGGUGUGCGUGUAUACAUGUAUCUCCGCGUGGAGUACUAGAGGAGGAGGAGGAGGAGGUGAACGAAAACAUGUGAAUGGAUGCGCGUGGAGGUAUAAUACUUAUGAGCCAAGGAAACUUUCGCGGCUCCGCGUGGGUGUGCAUGCUUGUAUUUGGAUUUUAAAGGUUUUUCAUUUUUAUUGAAACACGUCAAAAUUGUGCAUCCGUGUAAGUAUGUGUUCCACGUCGUACGUUCGACGUUAUAUCAUAUUGAGGCUUUUCUCUUGGCGUAUACCUGCGAAUCGUAGUGUAUGCAUGCGACUCUCCUAGGAUUUUUGUUUUUAAGUUGAGCGAUGUAACAUUGUUUCAUUGACGUUGCAACGACUUUCAUGAGUUAAAAAUAGUUUCUGGUAUUUUCAAACGGGCUAUUUAUCAGAAAUUUUGGCAUUUAUUUUUUUUUCUAAUGUUUUUAUGAAACUACCUUGUUUUGUUUGAGCGAUUUCUAAUGAAUCAAUAAAUAGUCCUCGAAAAGAAAUGUAACACAGACUUAGGUUCUGUUGGUAAAGUCAUUGGACUUGUAGACUUCAUAAUGAAGGAUCCAACGAAUGAAUUUAAAUCUAUGCUUUUACACAAAGAAUCGUUUGCUCGUAGCUUUUUCGCGCACUACAUAAGCGUAUCACUUACUCAACUCUAACUUUAGUUCCAGCAAUUACCAACAAUCAAUGUAUUUGUAACGAAAAAACAAUCGUCUCUUACGAUUAAAAUUUCUUGAUAUCCAAAA
Messenger RNA from Copidosoma floridanum, 2609 nucleotides. RefSeq names its product CAAX prenyl protease 1 homolog. Gene Ontology annotation, molecular function: metalloendopeptidase activity. Gene Ontology annotation, biological process: CAAX-box protein processing. NCBI's taxonomy places the organism in Eukaryota, Metazoa, Arthropoda, Insecta, Hymenoptera, Encyrtidae. The record is from RefSeq and is a predicted model, not a curated record.